GUGUUCCCCAUGAUAUAAGGUGAAGGUCGAUACCAACGUGAAUGUAAACAGGUUCAGAUUGAAAUGGGAUUUCCACUGUAAUUAUUACAUUGUGUUUUUUUACUUAUACUGAUUUUAAUAUUAACGGGAAACAGGUGUGGAGAGACGAGAUAUACGAAAGAACACAAGACUGAAACAAUGUCGGCCAGUCAGCCUGAGGGCGGGUCCAAGGGCGGGUCCCAGGGCGUGGCUACUAUUGACCACGAAGAGGUGCACGUUAAUCUGGGUAGUAAAACAAACAACGGAGACGGGCAGCCGGUUGUCACCAACCAACCGACAGUCAGUUAUAACAACAAGCAAGAUGGGGCUCCACCCAUUGUAUUCCAGGCACCCCCGGAUGACAAGGACAAACCGAAAGAUUUUGUGAUGACGUCAUGUGCUGUUCUACUCUUCUGUAACUUCAUCUUCGGUUUCCUUGGUUACCACUUUGGAGUGAAAGCAAACCACGCAUGGCAGCUGGGAGACGAAUCAACGUCACGCCACCAUGCCAAGAAAGCCCUCAUCUUUGUGAUAUGUGGCGUGGUGUGUGGAGUGUGUACGUAUGUUCUGGCCAUCACACUCUAUCUCACCCUGAAUAAAAGCAACAUUGUCUGAGAGGUAGCCUGGUGUCGCAGAGUUGUGACGUCACACCACCUCAUCUUGAACAAGAGCAAUUUUACCUGAUAUGUAGUCUGAUAUCGCGGACUUGUGACGUCACAGUUCCUCAUCCUGAACAAGAGAAACUUUGAGAAUUUGCCUGGUAUUGUGCAGUUGUGACGUCACCCAUUAUCUCAACGCCAAUAAGGACUUAUGGAUUUAUGACGUCACACUUACCUGUCCCGUCAUGCCACAUUUUCUGAGCUCUACCUUUGUGUUAAUAUAUUUAACCUUGUGACGUCCUACCUAACCUCGCCAUCAACAAGAGCGAUUUUCGCCAGACUUUGUGAUGUCACAAUCUACGUCACUCUGACUCCUAACGAACACAAAUGUCUCGAGUUUAUUCUUAAUUAGACUGGCCACCGUCUCUAGAAUAUUGAAUUAUUAAGAAAAAAGUUUAACUCAAUUUUUUUUGAUCACUUGUAUGUCUGAUUCUAGAAUAAGUUCUAAACUAGGGGGAGAUAAGCUAGUAGUAAAAUGCAUCUGAGAAAUUCUUCAUAAAAACUUUGGGGAUGGUAGCCAGUCUAAUUUUUAAUAUGAUAUCAAAAUCUCGUUCUCCCUGUUGUUCAAUAGGCAGCUCCGCCAUGAUGAUGUUUCCUCUUCGAAUUCCAUAUAGCAUUUCUUCAAAUAUUCCAUCCUAUCUAAUGUCACGUCAGUAUCAGAUUACAGAAGCUUGCGGGGUAAAUGUGUCGAUAACCAUCUGUUUUAUACUUCUCGUUCCAGUCGGGGUCUUCUGUUGCGUUCCUCACUACUUAAGAAAACAUAAUGCAGCGUAUUUACCUUGUCACUUCGAUUCACUUAUCACCAAAUCACAUGAACAAUGGCCUAUUAUGAUAAUAUUUUUCCAAACGAAUUUAUUUUAAUGUGAGCUGUUUUUCAGAUCGAGAUUUGGGCGAUGUUGUUGGUGUAUUUGAGGGAUGUCUGGUUUCUACAGGAGAUAGAUUGACAGUCAGCAUAGUAUUGGGUUUAUACAACAAGAGGCAGACUAGUCAAACACUUACAUAUCCAUGUCAUUGUCGGCAUUGCUCAUUAUUUAAAUGUUUACAUACAUUGUCUCCAGGUCAGUGAAAGAUUCUUAAAAUAUCUUUGUACUUAAGGUCAUAUGUAGUGUUCUAGUGUUUAGUUACAUUCUAUUUUUAAUCAAUACCAGUCAUUUUGUUGUAUAGUCCUUUAUAUUGAUUUUGAUGAUGUUUAUUUCGGAAGUAGUGGUAUAUGGUAUAGUAUGGUUCUUCAUAUCAUAUCAGUACUUUGACAAAAAAAAAAAACUAUGCAAAAAUAUUCUUUUAAAGAUACUGUAUUUUAGAUAUUUACAUUUGUAUAGCAUGUAUCGGUGGAGGAGAUUUGCACUCGUUUAGAGCACAUCAACAGAAGUAAAACACAAAGACGUCCGGUGUGCUGUAUUUCUAUUGAUUUCAUUGUUGCGAUUUCUUAUGUGACGUUGAUGUUAUUUUCCCGAAAAUUUUAAACCCCGACACGUGCACAUUGCGUCAAUUUACUGCGUUAUUGGUCAAACAUGAAACCGAAAUAUGACCCACGCCUGUAAUAAACGUAAAUAACCAGGGCGUAUCUAUGUGUUAGAUUAUAAAUAGGUAAUUUGUCUGUUAUUGUCACCUAUGGAGUGAUAACAAAGUGUAUUUUAUCUUUACUGAGCUACGAUCAAAUGUUGUUAUUUUUCUUUAUCUUUAUAUGCAAAUAUUACAACUGUCUCUGAACCAUUAAUCAGAAAUUUAAAAUUGUUUUUUUUUAAACUUAUUUUUCUAAAAGUUUCUUCCGAUAUAUUGACUAAUAGUUUGUUAAAAUAACGGCCUGCGAUAUAUAACGGG
Messenger RNA from Mizuhopecten yessoensis (Yesso scallop), 2498 nucleotides. RefSeq lists its product as uncharacterized. Gene Ontology annotation, cellular component: membrane. The transcript has 3 exons. The coding region runs from base 178 to 633 and encodes 151 amino acids. The record is from RefSeq and is a predicted model, not a curated record. Lineage: Eukaryota; Metazoa; Mollusca; Bivalvia; Pectinida; Pectinidae.